Dacryopinax primogenitus is the source of this 1842-nucleotide messenger RNA. Its product is annotated as kinase-like protein. Lineage: Eukaryota; Fungi; Basidiomycota; Dacrymycetes; Dacrymycetales; Dacrymycetaceae. Gene Ontology annotation, molecular function: ATP binding; protein kinase activity. The coding region runs from base 8 to 1837 and encodes 609 amino acids. The transcript is spliced from 8 exons. Gene Ontology annotation, biological process: protein phosphorylation. The record is from RefSeq and is a predicted model, not a curated record.
ACCUUGUAUGGCAUCUGCAGACACAGACACGCCUCCAACGGCCACCAAUGCUCUUAUCACUCUUGUUAAUUCUCCUUGGAGACCUAUCCUCCAGUCUGAUGGUCAGAUCGUCUUGUACAACCCUCUAUCUCAUGCUGUAACUAUCUCGCAACUGAGGGAUAUCGACUAUGACGAGGUCGACUUACCGGAGUUAUGCCCCGUAUGCAGGCAGCCUAUUCCAGAUAAGCAUGCCCAUUCACAAGAAGAAACACCUCGAAGAGCGUCGAACUACUUUCACCUCCUCGCAAUGACGAAUGAAAAUUACUCGAGACCGGGCAGUCCAUCUCCUUCAGGAAGCCGCCUGUUCGGUGACGAAACUUUGGCCGAGGGUUACUACGAGACGUUCUUUCGAGAGGAAAGGCGAUUAGGAAUGGGUGCCAAUGGGACGGUGUUUCUGUGUCAGCACGUCUUGGAUGGUAACCCAUUAGGGCACUUUGCCGUCAAGAAGAUUGCAGUUGGGCGCUCACAUUCCUAUCUCUUACAAACAUUACGAGAGGUACGAUUACUCGAAACACUACGACAUCCCAACAUUAUCACAUAUCAUCACGCAUGGGUCGAGUCCUACCAAUUCUCAUCAUUCGGCGAACGUGUCCCCACCCUCUUUGUAUUGAUGCAAUUUGCGGAUGCCGGCAGUCUGGAUACCCUUCUCGCUGCCCGUCAAGGCAUUACCAACGACUCACCUGCCACUGCAAAUACCACCAUUUCUGAAUCCCAUUCUGCCAAGAUCAGGGCACUCAAGGCACGCAGGCAACGGGAAAUACAAAAAGGCAAGACGCCAGUACACUUCUUGAGCCCGGAAGAGAUCGAGAAGCUCUUUGAGGACGUUGUGGAGGGUCUGAAUUUCUUGCACGAGCGCUCUAUUCUACACCUGGACCUGAAGCCAGCCAAUGUCCUUCUCUCGGAGGAUCCGGACUCAUCUACACCGCGAGCUCUCUUAUCCGACUUUGGGAACUCUCAGGAUGGCCUGCAUUCUAAGAAAGAACGAUCAGGGGAGACAGGAACGCUCGAAUUCAUGGCGCCCGAGCUAAUCAAGCCCCCCUUUCUUCCUGCCACGAAGGCUGCUGAUCUCUGGUCAUUGGGGAUGAUCCUAUACUCCAUGAUAUUCUUCCGAUCGCCUUAUUCUCAAACAAGGGAUGUCGAAAACCUCGAGGCGGAAGUUCUAGAAUAUCGUGGUUUCGUCGCUACACCGGAAGAGGAAGAGGCAUGCGCAAUAAGGAGUAUACCAUCUUAUAUGCUUCGGCUGCUCGAAGGGUUGUUACAUCGGGACCCUGCUAUGCGACCGAGCACUGAAAAGAUCUUGUCUGCCAUCCAAGCAACAAGGACGUCCAAGCCGGUACACCCUCGUCGCAUGAGUAAUGAUCUCAGGGCGCGCCGGUCCCCGCCGUUACUGCGCAGUCCGCGCCGACUGGUAGCCCCCAGGACGGAAAAUUACUCGAGCGACGAGAUGUUAUCCAAUGGAGGCAGUGAGACCCCCCGGCUGGAGGAAGUCGCAAAUGAGGAAGAGCCUCCCCCGAUCAUCAACAAGCGCCGUCGCGUCCGCAUUCGAACUCCAAAAGUGACUCGCACCCAGGUCCGGAAGGCUACUCAGGCUAUCAAGGUGGCUGCUUUAGUUGUGAAGAUUGUGACCUUCCCUAUGCUAUGCCCUUGGAUACGCUUCGACUCCUGGCGCGGUGUAUUCAUGGUGGGGCUUGCAGCAGCCGACAUCCUCAGCGACAGUCUGCUACCGACAUCGAUCCUCAUGGCCGCUCAUGUUGGCCUAGUAACUAUCUGGAGACUUCGGAAUCCAUUUCUUUCGUAAUCUUA